AUGGACUUCGUCUCAAAUUCGGCGUCCCUCGUUCAACAAGUUUUUCACCUUUACCGCCAUAUCUCGUCGUCACAAAAUUUCUCAGACACCGCUGGCGCCCUAUCUGCUCUCAUCGCAGUUGAAUACUUUCGCUUCGAAAGCUGGGUGCAAGCAAGCGGGCUCGUCACCAAAGAUCCCGCAUCUGGGGAGCCCGUUGUCCACGAUAACUCGCUGCGACGAUGCAUCCUCCUCGCUGCCGACGCCAACUGGGCCACCCUGGACUAUAGGACAGUAGAGGAGACAAUUCUGGGAAUUCUCUCUGAGGUGUACAGAUGCCUUGAGAAACUCAACAAGCUGAGGGGAAAGUACGCCAUGCACCUCACGUCCGGGUUGUCGUCAUCCUCCAUCCCUCCUGGGCAGGUUUCGCAAGGCACCGCCCCGUCGCCGGCCUCGACUCCCGCGCCCACUGGGCUCCAUAAUGUUGAUCCCCUCUUUUCCAGUCCGCGUGUCGCUGCGACGCUGUCUCGGGAUACUACCAUUCGACAGGAGCGUAGCCGAGCCGUGAGCUUCUUCCGCAAGGUCAACUUCGCCUGGUCGCUUUCUAACGAUGUAAGCGAUAGAGUGAAGCUCGAGGAGGCCCUGAAGACACUGAGGGAUCUCAAUGACCACCUAGAAUUGAUCCUCCCGUCGUCUAGUCGGAGUGGCAAUGGAGCCGAGGUGACUGGGCGACUUGUUAGUCUCAAGAUGCUGUCAGUUACAGCCGAGCCGACGGAAUUGCGAAGCAUUGGAGAGGCAAUGGUGACACGGGCCGGUCACGUUGAUCUAUACCAGGCCAUACACACCGCUGCUAUUGUCAAGGCAAAGAGACUCGAGGGAGGCGUAUCGCCGUCGGAGUUAAAACGGGUGGUCCUUGAGAUAAAUAUGCUAGUCGGACCUCAAGCACCCAGUCAAGGGAAACAAACUCGCACUCUAUGCAAAUUUCGAUCAGACGGUUCUAUAGUUUUGGUAGAAGGGACGCAAUACCCGGAUUCCCUCCCCGACGCCGACAUCCAGCUACUCAACGAACGGAUCGCCACUCUCGCACUACUUCUCAAGCUCGCGGGCCAUCCCUACUUUAAGCCACUCCCCGGUUGCCACGGCUACAUCCGCUACACUCGCACACAGUUCGGCCUCGUCUACUCUCUCCCCGACUCAGCAGACCCAAGUCGCGAGCCCAUCCCGCUCUACUCCCUUCUCCCCACCACAAGCCGGCGCAAUCUUGAAACAUUUGGCAUGACCAAACGCAUCAGCCGCAACACCCUGCCAGCCCUCGAGGAGCGCUACCGUCUAGCCCACGCCCUGGCCGACGGUGUCCUCUCUCUACUGAGCGUCUCCUGGGUCCAUAAGAGCCUCUGCAGCUGGAACAUUCUCCUCUUCCGAUCCCGCACCAGUCAGGGCGCUAUCGACUUUAGCCGACCUCUCAUCGCCGGUUUUGGUGUCUCGCGCCGCGAAAAGCCAGGGGAAAUCACCAUUGACACGCGCGAUCCCGACUGUCCGCUCCGCUUGUGGCAGCAUCCAGAUCUACGUGGUAGCACACAUGUGCGAUUUCAACCGAAGUACGAUCUUUACUCGCUCGGAUUGAUGCUCUUUGAGAUUGCGAUGUGGCAGGACUUGCCGAGUUUUGACGGGCAUGAGGAUCUUCAGACGUAUGUGCUGAAUCAUUCGGGGGUUGUCGCGCAUAGGAUGGGUACGACGUAUCGGGAUGCGAUGAUGGCAUGCUUGGAUGAUGAUUUUAGGUGGGAUGAAGCAAGUGUUCCCGGGGGAGAGACGAUGCCGUUGGUGUUUGCAGAUGAUGUUGUUGCGAAGCUGUUGCUUUGUGUUGAGGGGUCUAAGUGCUAG
This is a messenger RNA of Fusarium keratoplasticum, 1857 nucleotides long. Its product is annotated as Protein kinase domain-containing protein. The record is from RefSeq and is a predicted model, not a curated record. Gene Ontology annotation, molecular function: protein kinase activity; ATP binding. Lineage: Eukaryota; Fungi; Ascomycota; Sordariomycetes; Hypocreales; Nectriaceae. The transcript has 2 exons. The coding region runs from base 1 to 1857 and encodes 618 amino acids. Gene Ontology annotation, biological process: protein phosphorylation.